Messenger RNA from Triplophysa rosa, 1485 nucleotides. RefSeq lists its product as uncharacterized. Bases 170 to 1042 code for a protein of 290 amino acids. Lineage: Eukaryota; Metazoa; Chordata; Actinopteri; Cypriniformes; Nemacheilidae. The transcript has 7 exons. Gene Ontology annotation, molecular function: oxidoreductase activity. The record is from RefSeq and is a predicted model, not a curated record.
AUUCCUGCAGACAGACUGAGCAAGCAGCGAGUGUGUUAUGUGUGCUCUGCUCUCAUUCUUCGACCGUGUGAAGCUACAGUUAGAACAGUCUUCGGUUUUUAAUAAAAGACUGCACAUCGAAAUGCAUUGUGCAAUGUUAUAAGGAUUCUCGGUAAACUCAAAGUAGAAUAUGGUGACAGUUGCAAGCAGCGCUGCGCUCUCCUGUCCUGAAAUAUCGCUCUCUAAUGGAUUUAAUAUUCCUAUUCUGGGUUUAGGGACAUCUCAUCAGGGAGGUUAUAGUCAUGAAGCAGUAGUGUACGCUCUUCAGCAGUGUGGCAUACGGCAUAUAGACACAGCUAAACGUUAUGGUUGUGAAGAGGCUUUGGGGAAAGCUGUGGUUGAAAGUGGUGUACCGCGAGAGCAAAUCUGGCUCACCACCAAACUGUGGCCUGCAGACUACGGCUACCAGAGCGCCAAACAAGCCUGCCGGGAAUCAUGUGCCAGACUGGGGGUGGAUUAUUUAGACUUGUAUCUGAUGCAUUGGCCUGACAGUAUGGUUUCAGGUCGUUCUAACAGAGAGGUUAGAGAGGAGACGUGGAGAGCUCUGGAGGAGCUUUAUGAUGAAGGUUUGUGUCGUGCCAUCGGCGUGAGUAACUUUCUCAUCUGUCACUUGAACGAGUUAAAAGACGUUGGUGGAGUUGUUCCUCAUGUUAACCAAGUGGAGUUCCAUCCCUUCCAGCAGCCAAUGAAGCUGGUUGAAUAUUGUCGUAAAGAGGGUAUUGUGUUUGAAGGCUACUGUCCUCUGGCCAAAGGUCAGGCUCUCACUCACCCCACGAUUCUUCAGCUGGCCCAGAAAUACGGCCGCAGCGCAUCCCAAAUCUGCAUUCGCUGGAGUAUUCAGAACGGAGUUGUCACUAUUCCAAAGUCCACCAAACCAGACAGAAUUCAUGAAAACUGCCAAGUUUUUGGGUUCACACUAAAAGAGGACGACAUGGAGCGAAUUAAUAGGUUACAUAAUAAUCAGAAGCUAAUUCAUCUCAGUUAUCCCAUCUGGAAAGGAUAACUUCAAAAUCAAAGAAUUUUCCUGUAGGAUAAAUGGCACACCUUUGAAAUCCAUAUCCUGAUCUCACUCUAAAGGAAGGUUAUUUAUGAAAUGCUGAUGUCACAUGUGCCUUUUAAAAUGAAAUUUUACACUGUUCAUUCCAUUCCAAUAUAAAGAACAAAAAAUAUGAUGGAACAUUUAAGUAGAAGUCUAGUGUCAAAUUAUUUAGAAAGUUAUGGAUCUAUUACACAUGCAAAUUAUUUUGGUGUUAAAGCUGUACAGAGAGUUGUCAAUGGUGGGAUCAUUUCAAGUGGAUAAACUUACGCAACAGUAUAUUAAUGGUUAUCCAAAUGUAAUGAUACUUUCAUUAUAAGUCCAUUACUGUACACAGUUUUGUGGAUUAAAUGUUUUGUGUUUAACAUAAAGCCACAUGCUGUCCAUAGAGUUGGAGUUGUAUUAACAUA